Molecule: messenger RNA, 801 nt
Organism: Bolinopsis microptera
Lineage: Eukaryota; Metazoa; Ctenophora; Tentaculata; Lobata; Bolinopsidae
Exons: 4
Coding region: 84-536 (150 amino acids)
Cellular component (GO): mitochondrion
Source: RefSeq, a predicted model, not a curated record
UGUCUGAGGAGGUGUUGAAUGAGUCAACGUCCAACGUACCGGCCAAUGAAAAGUACACGCCCUUCGUAGGACCAUGGCGCGUGAUGAAGGACCGCGCGCUCGAGGAAAAAGAAGCGCACGAGCGCCGCGGACUUGAGAAUCCGUGCAGACAACGGACCAAGAAAAUGUGGGUCAGCCAGGAAGAAAUGCACCGACAGAAAGUGCCCCUUUAUUACAGGGACUAUUGUGCUCACUGGUUUAUCCCCUGGAGGAACUGUCUUGUUGACAACAACUGGACCCGCAAAGCUCAUAAAACUGUCUGUCAUCGCUGGAAGGAGGGUUGGGACCAGUGCCAGAUAAGAGACAACCUGGAUCGAGUAGCGGAGAAGAAAUGUCUGAAGAAAGAGGGAUUGUGGAGAAAAGUUCCAUUUUCUGCUGAGAUAUUCGACAAUAAGAGGGACAAGCUAAUGGCGAAUGACAGCGGUUGGCAGUUCGGAUACGAUAUCCGCGGUAGACCAAUUCGGAGACGUAUGGCUGAAGCUCAAGUAGAAGUUUAGACUAUAAACUCGCUGAAGGAUAGAUUUAAAGUACCAGGAUCAAGAGAUAGCGUAUGAGUUGUGGACAUUAUUAAUUGUUAUUAAGUUAUUCUACUUCUAGGCUUUUGAUUACUGGGCGAACAAUUUUGUAUUUAGAUUAGAUUGAAGUACACCGGAAUCCGGAUGGCGGAUUAUCCAAUAUCGUGAACGUAAUUCAUUAAUGAAUACACACUAAGUUAUUAUUAAUAUGAUCUGUGAUAAAUUAGAAACUUAAUCAAUUGUACUC